This is a messenger RNA of Phodopus roborovskii (desert hamster), 862 nucleotides long. It is a transcript of the gene Mgst1, whose product is annotated as microsomal glutathione S-transferase 1. Gene Ontology annotation, cellular component: membrane; mitochondrion. The record is from RefSeq and is a predicted model, not a curated record. Gene Ontology annotation, molecular function: glutathione transferase activity. Lineage: Eukaryota; Metazoa; Chordata; Mammalia; Rodentia; Cricetidae. Bases 28 to 495 code for a protein of 155 amino acids. The transcript is spliced from 3 exons.
UUGAAGACUGCGACCAAGACUGAAAGAAUGUCUGAACUCAAGCAGCUCAUGGACAAUGAGGUGUUGAUGGCUUUUGCCUCUUAUGCAACUAUCGUUCUUACCAAGAUGAUGUUCAUGAGCUCUGCGACUGCAUUCCAGAGGCUAACCAACAAGAUUUUUGCCAACCCAGAAGACUGUGCUAGCUUUUGCAAGGGAGAGAAUGCCAAGAAGUUUGUCCGGACUGACGAAAAGGUUGAACGGGUGCGGAGAGCCCACCUGAAUGAUAUUGAAAACAUCGUUCCUUUUCUUGGUAUCGGCCUCCUCUACUCCCUGAGUGGUCCAGACCUCUCAACUGCCCUCAUGCACUUCAGAAUCUUUGUUGGUGCUCGGAUCUACCACACAAUCGCCUACUUGACUCCUCUUCCUCAGCCUAAUAGGGCCUUGGCAUUUUUUGCUGGCUAUGGAGUUACUUUGUCAAUGGCUUACAGGCUGCUCAAGAGUAGAUUGUACCUGUGAAGGGGACCACAGUCCUCAUCAUCUGAUAGCUUUUGUUUAAAAAAGAAUUCUGUAUUUCCAGUGUAGUUAAACAAUUUCUAAGGUUCUGAGUGAGAGAGGAGCAGAGAAAUUAGGAAUCAGGGAAGACUGGCAUCAAUUGCCUCUAGUCUUGUUUUGUAAUAGGGAUAGGAUUUUAAUACAAUCAACCUUAACCAUGUUGCCUAACUCCUAUGUUACUUUGUUGUAAGUCUUGAUUAUAUCGUAAUUUGUAACAUUUAUCUACCUUUCAUAUUGUGCACCUAUGUGAAACCUGGGCUUCCUUAUUGCUGAAGUAGGCACAUGAAUUAAAAACAAUAAAAAUGAAUUUUGUUUGUUUUUUCUUUUUCAA